GAAGGGUGUAACAAUUAGGAAUUAACUAAUCCUUAAAAAAAAGACAUUAUAGUUGAACUUUUAAUUAUAUGGUUUUCCACAACUGAUUCCCUCAUCUCAAGCCUAGUCUAAUGGUUAGAAAGUUUAAACAUCUUUGUUUUCUCUUUACUAAAAACUCAAAUCUUCGAGAAUUAAUCUUCACAUUGCACCAUUAUUCGUAAUAAAAGAUCCAACUUCUUUUACAGCAGUUGUCUCACCUCUAUCACAUCAUCUCUCCGUUUAAAGAUAAGACGAUAACUUGUCUGGGAUAACCUAAAAUAGAAUAGGCGAGUAUUAUUUGUUGAAGAAGAGAGUAUAAGGGGAAUGAGGAAGGAAUAAUUGGGAUACUCCGUAAUACGUAGUAGCAGUUAGCAGCAUCAAUAAACCAGGGUGGUCAAUAAAUAUGUUUUAAUGACUUUUAUCCAUAUCCAAAAUAAAGGGCCAUAACAUAACCCACAACAUGAUAUUUGUCAAAUUUGAAGGGAAAAUGUCAAAAAGUUGUGGGAAAACCUGUGAAUCUUGGGAUUGCCUUUAUAAUUGAGACUUUCUCUGUCAAUUUGAGUUCACUUUUGUAGAUUCACAGAUUACAAAAGUCAGAAGCCUCUAUCAGUAGCAGCAACUAUCUGAAGAAAUGGCUGGUUUUGCUGCCAUUUUGCUUCUCCUUCUUUGUCUUCUUCUCUCACAAACUUCUUAUUCGCUUCCGUUGUGUACCGACUUCAGGGCACCCACAAAAUCAAAGGCACCUCUGAAAUUCUGUCCUUACAAUGGAAAUACAUGCUGUGAUUCAACAAAAGAUCUUCAACUGCAGAAGCAAUUUCAAGCCAUGAAUGUUUCUGACACUUCCUGUGCUGCCCUUCUGAAGUCAAUUCUCUGUUCUACAUGUGAUCCCUUUGCAGCAGAGCUUUUCAAGGCCAAAGCAGGGUACCAGAAGCAGCAAAAACCCAUUCCAGGUCUUUGCAACUCAACUAAUUCAGGAAGCUCAAGUUCAUCAAAACAAUUAUCAAACAACUUCUGCUCAACUGUAUGGAACACGUGCAAGGACAUAUCUAUCUCGAAUUCGCCCUUUGCACCUUCAUUACAAGGUGGGGCUAGAGGAUCACCACCAAUGGCUUCAAACUUAUCUACGCUAACUGAUCUUUGGCAGUCAGAAAAUACUUUCUGUGAAGUUUUCGGUGGUUCUUCUUCAGACAAUGAUUCAGUGUGCUUUGCUGGUGAACCCAUCAAGCUAAACAGUAGUAAUAGUUCAGAGACUGGUGGUGCUCCACCAAAAGGGCUGUGUUUAGAGAAGAUAGGCACUGGUAGUUAUAUCAGUAUGGCUCCCCAUCCUGAUGGUUCGAAUCGUGCCUUCUUUUCUAACCUUCCUGGAAAAAUCUGGCUAGCAACUAUCCCUGAGCAAGACUCUGGCGAAAAGUUAGACCUAGACGAAUCAGACCCAUUCGUGGAUUUAACCGAUCAAGUCCUCUUUGAUACCGUAUUUGGAAUGCUAGGAAUUGCAUUCCACCCGGAUUUUGCUCAUAAUGGGCGCUUCUUCGCUUCCUACAACUGUGAUCGGAUAAAGUCACCUGAAUGUACUGGAAGGUGUGCGUGUAACUCUGAUGUUGAUUGUGACCCGUCCAAAUUUAACAGUUCAGGCAGCUCUACGCCUUGCCAAUAUCAAAGCGUUAUUGCAGAAUACACAGCAAACGGCUCUUCAUCGAUGCAGAGUGGGCAACCAACAGAAGUAAGACGGAUCUUCACGAUGGGUUUGCCAUCCUCAAACAAUCACGGAGGCCAAAUUCUGUUUGGACCAGAAGAUGGGUAUUUGUAUCUCAUGAUGGGAGAUGGUGGCGGACGAGGUGAUCCCUAUCACUUUUCUCAGAACAAGAAAUCCAUACUUGGAAAGAUUUUGAGACUCGACAUAGACACAAUUCCUAGUAAUAAACAAAUUAAUGACCUUGGUCUUUGGGGUAACUAUUCUGUACCUCGAGACAAUCCUUACUCAGAAGACAAGGAUUUGGCACCAGAAAUCUGGGCUAUGGGGCUAAGGAAUCCAUGGCGGUGUAGCUUCGAUGCAGAAAGGCCUUCCUACUUUGUUUGUGGAGAUGUUGGCGAGGAUCGCUAUGAAGAGAUUGAUGUAAUCACCAAAGGUGGAAACUAUGGCUGGAGUAUAGAUGAAGGCCCCAUUCCAUAUGGUUCUGGAAAUGAAACAAAAGUUUCUUCAGCUACCCAAAAUCUGAUCUUGCCUGUAGCAGGUUACACACAUUCAGAAAUCAACAAGAAAACCGGAUCAGCUGCGAUAUCUGGAGGGUUUUUCUAUCGCUCUAAGACAGACCCAUGCAUGUCUGGCAGAUACUUAUAUGGAGAUCUAUAUGCAAGUAAUAUAUGGGCAGCUAAUGAGAAUCCAAAAAAUAGUGGAAACUUCAGCACAACAGCAAUGCCAUUUAGGUGUGCUAAAGACUCACCACUUGAAAGCAGCACUGUACCAGGAACCACACUGCCAGCUCUGGGAUACAUAUAUUCAUUUGCGCAGGAUAACAGGAAGGAUGUCUUCAUUCUAGCCAGCACUGGUGUUUACAGAGUUGUUCGCCCAAGUCGUUGCAACUAUGCUUGUUCAAAGGAGGUUGUAAAACCUGCUGCUAAUCCAACUCAAAGUCCAUCUUCCCCUUCAAGUGGAACUCAAUCUAUUGCACCUCUUACAAAAUGGCUCUUGUUUCUCCUUUGCUUCCUGACUCUGGAGCGCUUGUAUAACUGACAAGUGAUAUGCAGCAGUUAAACAUUAUGAGCAGUGUUUUAUUCAAUUUCAACUAGGUAUAGAUAUAGUUCUUUGUAUCUGAACGGAAUGAAAAAAUAACAUUUUGAUAGUUUUGAAUUAA
This is a messenger RNA of Spinacia oleracea (spinach), 2870 nucleotides long. RefSeq names its product HIPL1 protein. The record is from RefSeq and is a predicted model, not a curated record. Bases 650 to 2749 code for a protein of 699 amino acids. The transcript has 7 exons. Lineage: Eukaryota; Viridiplantae; Streptophyta; Magnoliopsida; Caryophyllales; Amaranthaceae.